This is a messenger RNA of Sinocyclocheilus anshuiensis, 5307 nucleotides long. It is a transcript of the gene n4bp2, whose product is annotated as NEDD4 binding protein 2. Gene Ontology annotation, cellular component: nucleus. Bases 175 to 5046 code for a protein of 1623 amino acids. The transcript is spliced from 13 exons. Lineage: Eukaryota; Metazoa; Chordata; Actinopteri; Cypriniformes; Cyprinidae. The record is from RefSeq and is a predicted model, not a curated record. Gene Ontology annotation, molecular function: endonuclease activity; ubiquitin binding.
ACACUCCAGUAUAGUAGUGGCGGUAAUGCACCUUAACGUUGGAUGCCACCCGCCAUAAAACAUGAAGAAGAAGAAGAAGUUGUUCGUCUGGUUUUCUUCUUUACUUUCCUUCCUCUAGUAAAACUUGAAAACAGUGGAUUUGUCGUCGGUGUCUUGUGAACGGGUCACAGCAGAAUGCCAAAGAAAAAGAAAAACGGACUGAGUCCCUCCCGAGCCCCGUUGCAUGCGGCUGAAUACGGGAGCGGAUCCGAGAGUCGAGCACACGGGGCAAACGGACCUUUUGUGACCCGGCCGGACUCAUCAUAUGAUAACUUUGGAUCCACACAGUUCAGGAGCGAUCAGCUGGAAUCUCAAAGCAGAGACGAAAUUAUCGAGAGCAUGCAGGAGAUGUUUUCACAUUUGGAUUCAGAAGUAAUUUACAUGGUGCUCUCAGAAGCAGAUUUUAAAGUGGACAAUGCGAUGGAUUCCCUUUUGGAGCUGUCAGAUGCUGCUGAGGUCAUAGCUCCACCCCCUCCUCCUGUCUCAGGCUUUGAGCAGGCAGCCGCUCUUCUGGGAACAAACACCACUCAAGCAGAUCCCCUCAGUGAAACGGCGCAGAGCUUCAUCUUUUCAAACCAGCCUGCAUCUCAAGCAGAGCUCAGUCCUAAUGAAACACACCUGACAGAGGAGUUUGAUGCUCUCAUAGAUAAGGAACUUCAAACAUUGACGUCACAGCAGUCAAAAACUAGCUCGCAUCCUCUGAUGUCCUCCAUACCACUGUCUUCUCUGCCCCCUCCUUCUCCAUCGAUCCCUCUCUCCUUGCUGCCUCUUACACCCCAGACUCAGCUUCCAGCUCCUCUAACUUUACCAGAGCAGGCUGAGCAGGCCUCAUACUCUGACCCCGGGCUCAGUGAGGCCCAUGGCGGUAGUUCACCCGUGAAUGAAUUAAGUUUUGGUGGGGUUCAUAUCCCUGAGACCAACACCUUAUCUCUUGACUUUAGUCACCUAACACUGGAGGCCAGCUCUACUGAACCACGGCCCUCAGCCUUCCAGGUUUACCGUAGACCUGACCAACUCCGUAACCACGCAGCGGCAAAGCAGCAUCAAGAAGCACUCCGCACUCCUGCCAUGUUCUGGAACACUCAGGCUGCUGAGUUUCAUCCUCGCGCUGUGGGGCCAACCUUCAUUACACCUGUCAUUCCUAACCCCGCACCUUGGAGCACUAAUCCCAUCCAUGCUGCUCAGUGGUUGGCUCAUGGACCUAUCAGACAAGCACCUCUGAAACCUUCCGCGACUGUACCGGAGUCGUGGACUCUGCCCCCCAGGAACAGACUCAUAUUGGAAGGGCAGUUGUUGGUGUUGCUUAGAGGGGCUCCUGGAUCAGGCAAAACCACCCUUGCCAAUGCUAUGUUGGUGCAGAACCCUGGAGGAGUUGUUUUAAGCACUGAUGAUUAUUUUACUCGAAAUGGACAGUACCAUUUUGAGCCAAAUUUACUAGGAGAGGCCCACGAGUGGAAUCACCAGAGAGCAAAAGAGGCUUUUGAAAAAGGACAGUCACCCAUCAUAAUAGACAACACCAAUAUGCAAUGUUGGGAGAUGAAACCAUACGUUGCCAUGGCACAGAAACAUAGAUAUAAGGUGCUGUUUCGUGAGCCAGAUACCUGGUGGAAAACUAAACCCAGAGAGCUGGAGAAGCGCACAAGGCAUCAAGUAACAAAGGAGAAGAUCAGACGCAUAUUAGAACGGUAUGACCGAUUUGUCUCUGUCCAGAGCAUCAUGAAUUCACAAAGACCGGAACCAGUGACAAGUGUUGUGGAUUCGUCACAAACAGAGACUGGGCAACCCCAGCAAUCUUUUCACCCUGGCCUCAGUCAUCCUGAUCUUGUUGGUGACUCUGGGUUGAGCAAACUCAACACAAACCUUUCCUCAUCUCUGCCCGAUGUAUCCUCUGUUAGCCAGAGUUACAGUACCAUAUCUGCAGGUGAGGAAGAAGGUGAAAUGGGCUCAUACAGUUCCAAGGAAUCGGUCUUGUUCCAUGAGAAUAUUCUGGAAGGGUCUGGAGCUCCUCAGUCUGAUCUUCUUGAUACUGAAGGGUUAGACUUAGAGCUAGAUGCCUGCCUUGUGGAUACGGAAAAAGAUUUGGGAAAUUUGAGUAGUGGAACAACUGAAGAAUUUGUAGUGUCAGUGCAUGAAAAGUUUACGGAGCCGCUUGUGGCAUUUUCAGAGUCCAUUGCUCAGCGUGUGAGGAGGGACAGAGUAAAAGAUAGAAAUGCACUAGGAACUAGUGCCAUUGAUCAACCUGUGAACUUUGACUCCAGUGUUGACUCUCCAGGGCAAGAUGAGGAGGGAUGUGAAGGCGAGACUCUUUCUGAAGACAAAGUAGUGCGGCCAGAGCUGUUGGAUUUUGUUGGGGACUGGCCACUGGAAUCUCAUAGUCAACAUCAAGGAAGACUUCAGAAUUCAGAGAAUAAUACUGUUAAGAACACUGUUUUGGUAUCCAGUGUUGUUGAACACAAAGAUAACACUUCUGCUGAUGAAGACAAGCAUUCUGAUACUGAUAAGCUGAAUACAGUUGAUUUUCAAAAACUUGUAGAUCUACUGCAAUGUGGAAUAUACUCUUCUCCAGGUUUUUACCAAGGUCCAGCUCCAAGUAAAGAGACUACUCUGAAUUCCCCUUCCAUUGGUGGAAAAGAGGGUAACAUGAACCUGGAGACUGUGGUUUGGCCUGAACUUCCUGACUGUGUGCUGGAGAGAACGUUUACAGAGUGCACUGACGCAUGCAAAGACUACUCAAAUUCUUCAAGUCCAUCAAAACAGAGAGCAGACCCAACUGAGCAGUCUAAUCAGGUGUCUGCUGAGAAGAACACACAGGAUGAGGUUGAGCAGGAGGACAAUGUGUUGUCAAAAGAUAAAUGCAGAUUGAGCCCAAAUGUCCAAGAAACUCUGUGCUCAAAGGUUGCCGUAGACUCGGAGAGCAGUCUGGAAAGACGAAGAGGGCUUAGCCGAAGAGUGGGGAAAUCUUGUAAACUGGCUCUUACCUUCACCAAUCAAAGCCCUUCAUCACCUUGCUCACAAUCUCCAGUUGUUUCACAUCUGCACCCUGAUCUUACACCUACAGCGCAACCACCUUCAUUGCCUGUGGAGUCAUGUUCCAGUGCCUCAACCCAGACACAACCUCAGGACUUUGCCUUGCUUUGGCGAAUUGACCAGAUGAAAUGUUCUGAAUUAGACUCUGACUUAUCUAUUUGUGGUGUUGUUUUGGAGGGAUACUCUUUGCGUUUCAUGCCAAAAACAAGUCAACAGGAGUCUGCCUGCCAGCAGGGAGUGCCAUACCGUGUGGUCCAUGAGAAGGGUUCUCAGGUAGAAGAGAAUGAUUUUAGAGAAUCUAACUCUAAAAAGCAAAACCUUGAGAUUCUGAGCCGCCAUUUCAGAUGUGUCUCCAUUGAUAUUCUGGAGGACCUUUAUGAGAAGUGCCAUCAAGAUAUCGAGUGGACAACCAACUUGUUACUAGAUUCCGGAGAACGACUGUAUAAAGAAGAUGAUGAGGGAGAUGAUUAUUUGGUUCCUGAGGAAGAGCCAUGUAAAUCAUCUAUAAAACCAUCAGAAACUGUGAUGGGCUCAGAAAGUGUUCAGGCUAGACCUGUAUUGUCUGAUGACUCCAGCAACAGUUCAGGAAGUAGCAUCAGUCUCAAGUCCCAAGAAACUAACCUUAGUGACGUUAGCCAAGCUGAUGAUGAUUGGACUCCAGGUCAAAGUUCACAAAGUGAAGCUGAAGGAUCUGAUGAGGCAGGCAUGACAAAGGAGAAAUGUAAGCCUAAAACUUCCUUUGGAGCAUUAAAACAGCCGACAAAAGGCACUGAAGUACAACUGGAGGUUACGGCAGCUAAUGAGCAACAGACAGACAACACAGGUCAGCAAGGUCCAGAGCAGGAAGAGGCAUUUGAGAAAGUUCAAUGCCUGGAGGAAGCAUUGAAGGAAUGGAGUGAAGAGGAGGCAGGAGAGAAGGAAAAGGAGGAUGAGGAGACAGGAGCAGAGGUGAAUGCCAUAACACAGUCACUGCUGUAUCAGAUUGACCAAAUGGAGCGCAAAGAGGAGGAAGAGAGGAAGGAACGAGAAAGGGAAAGAAGGAGAACUGCACAGGGUGGGAGGGAGCCAAGUUCAAUGGAUAUUCAAACCUUGGAGCUGAAACUUACAACUGAACUUGCAUUGCAGCUCACUGAGCUUUUUGGACCUGUUGGGGUCAGUCCAGGUGUGUUUUCAUCAGAUGACUGUGCAGUGCAGAUAGACCUGAACUUGGCCAAACUGCUGCACCAGAAAUGGAAGGAGACUAUCCAAGAGAAGCACAGACAGGCAGCUCUGUCCUAUCAGCUAAUCCAAGAGAGUCCUGUCCACUGGGGUGAAUCGCAGGGAAGCAAAACCAGACUGAGGGACCAAUUAGGUUUGCGUGAAGAAAUUCCUUUUAUGGAUCAUUGGAGUGCAUCCUGUGCUCCUGUCUCACUGAGGGACAUCAUGAUCGAAGAGCAGGUGAUGCAAGACAGCAUGGAGAAGUCCAGGUCAAGUCGGAAGGACCUGGAUAAGAAAGACGGUGCAGCCAAGCUGAAGGAGAACCAGCUGUUUUCCAUGUUCCCCUCCAUAGACCGACAUUUUCUCAGGGACAUCUUCAGAGAUCACAAUUACUCUCUGGAGCAGACCGAACAGUUUUUGCAUACUCUACUUGAUGACGGGCCAGUCAAAAACGUAGUGGCACCUGAACCUGCCCCUCAACGUAAUGGUGCGCACAGAACUCCGAGCAAAGAGCGGAGAUGGAAACUGAAAGAUGGGGAGGUGGAAGCUGCUCAAUUCCAGGAUUCGGAGGAUCCAGAAUAUGAGGACUUCCGCACAGAGGCAACACUGCAGAGACGUCAGCAGAUAGAGUGUUUUAACAAGGCAGCUGAAGCUCAUCGACAAGGACGAAAGGACGUGGCUAGUUUCUACACACAACAGGUUCAAGAGAUGAAUAUUAUAAUGUGUGCUAAAAAACUGAUCGAAAAACAAAAUAAUCGUUUUGAGACAAACACAAAAUUGUAAACGUUGUUAAUAGUGUCUUAAGGUAAGAAUCAUCUGGUGACAAACUAUGUGUCUGUCCACAUUGAACACUGAACUGCUGCGCUGCAAGACAAUAACAUUUUUGAUGUUUAACAGAUGGGUAGGUCUACCAAGUACAACCUCACAAAAAUAGUGUGAAACAGUGCCAGCCAUUUUUCAGAAGCCUUGCUUCCGGAAGCAUUUUCACUUUAACUUUUCUUAUAGGAUUUUUUUUUUUUUUAAGUCUUUGUUUAACAGUUAUAA